CCGAGAGCUCCCAAGGUAGCAGCGCGGCUCCCCACCUCCCCACCACAUCCCGCCGGUCGCCUCGCCGCUCGCCGCCGCCACUGCCGAGAUGGGGUUCGUGUCCUUCAUCGGGAGGGUCCUCUUCGCCUCCGUCUUCCUCCUAUCCGCCUACCAGGAGUUCAAUGAAUUUGGAACUGAUGGUGGGCCAGCUGCCAAGGCUCUUAAGCCUAAGUUCAACAGUUUCACCAAAAAUAUUUCUGCGCAACUGGGAGUUGUGGUGCCCCAUGUUGAGUUGAAGCAUGUCAUUGCUGCUACCAUUGGCCUGAAGGGUCUGGGAGGUCUCCUGUUCAUUGUUAGCAGCCAGUUUGGGGCUUAUCUCCUGGCGCUCUACCUUGCGUUCAUCACCCCUGUUGUCUACGACUUCUACAACUACGACAUGGAGAGGGCUGAGUUCGUGCAACUCUUCAUCAAAUUCACACAGAACGUGGCACUCUUUGGAGCCCUCCUCUUCUUCCUCGGCAUGAAGAACUCCAUCCCCAAGAGGCAGCCCAAGAAGAAGACAGCCAAGUCCAAGACUAACUAGAACAUUUCAGAUAGCUCUUGCUGUAGCGGCCUAAGGCUUUGUGGAGGAGACGGUCUUAUUUAACAAGCUACCGUACCUGUUCCUGUUCCGCUCCUUAUAUGUAACAGAUGAUCAGAUCCUUUUUGAAGGGUGUGGGUGGUUACCCUUGAGGUGUGGGUGGCGGUUUAGAGAUACUAGAUUGUAUCACUAUUAUGUACUCCGAUUUGUUUGGUGUAGGCUGCAAGGUCUUAAGAUUAUCCAUUUAUUUACUUUGUGACCAGUCUUGUCACUUGAGA
Molecule: messenger RNA, 837 nt
Organism: Lolium rigidum
Lineage: Eukaryota; Viridiplantae; Streptophyta; Magnoliopsida; Poales; Poaceae
Exons: 5
Coding region: 89-562 (157 amino acids)
Source: RefSeq, a predicted model, not a curated record